This is a messenger RNA of Lodderomyces beijingensis, 2850 nucleotides long. Lineage: Eukaryota; Fungi; Ascomycota; Pichiomycetes; Serinales; Debaryomycetaceae. The record is from the annotation of a GenBank genome assembly.
AUGGGAGCCGCCAGUGAAAACCAAGCGUGUUUAGUUAAAAACGACAGAUUCACAUCCGACACUGGCUCCCCCCUUCAACUGCAAAGGGAUAUGGCCUCAACAAUAGCAACAACGGCAACGACAGCUCCGAAUGGAUCUGCUCCCAACGGUCAUGGCAAAAAAGCAAAUGGUGAGGCUAGCCUGAAAAAUGUGGAAAAGUCAACAAAGGGGGACACUCUACAAUUGGAAAAUCUACUAUUGCGGGACGAGGAGCUCUUCCAAAGCUCGUUGGACUCUGAUGACUAUCUAGAGAACCUUGCUCCCGUUAUCAAGGACGCGGUGAGGCGGAACGGUCUUAGUGCGUUGAUAACUAAGCUCAACGACAUUGUAAGGGCCAAAGACGAGGAAUUGAACGAGGUCUCGAUGAAUUCCAUGGACGAAAUUAACCAGUGCAUGAAUACUAUUGCCAGCAUCCACACCGAGGCCGACCUGUUGAAGCGACAGUUUCUUUCCGUGACUCAGAACUUGUCCAAGUCGUCUAUUGAGCUAAUGACGAAAAAGAAAAAUUACGUCAAGUACAAGGAGGUGUGCAGUCGAAUCAGCGAGGCGCAAGUUGUGCUCACCGAGUGCAUCCAGGUGCUAGAGCUCAUGAACCGGAUCUUGGAGCUAAUCAAGCAAACAAAGUACUUUCUGGCUUUGAAGUUAACCGACGAAUUGACAAACAUCCACAUUCAAAAAGUCAAUGAGUUUAGCUUUGCCAAGAAGAUUGUCGACUCCAUCCCGCAUUUGACCCAAAUGAUCAAGGACGACUCGUUUGAAAAUUUGAUCAAAUGGCUAUCGUUGAAUUUGGAGCGGAAGUUGCCCACAAUCGGCGAUGCACUAUACGACAAUUUGUAUGACUUGCAGGACAAGUGGGCCGAGUGCAAAGCGCAAAACCCUACUUAUGCCCCGUACAAGUUGAAUUCCCCUGUUGAGUCGAGUUUGAGAGACCCCAGCUCAUACUACAACGUGUUUGAAGACGAGACUUUGAAGAUCCCCUUGAGCAGCGUGUAUGAUGCGAUAUUGGUUUAUCGCACCUUGCACGAGCUGGAGAACUUGAGUGCCGCCUACCACAAGGAGUGGAUGAAGAAAUACAGCAGAAUUAUUUACCCCUUGACGUCAGUGGCCACCAAUACCAAAGAGCAAGGGUUCAAGCUUGACCAAUUGGAGCCUUAUUUGAAAAAAAUGGCUGCUUUUUUCGUGAUGGAUAAGCAAUUGAACCUUGUCACCAAAUUUCAGUUGCGAGCAAACGUCCAAUCUGAGGAGUUGUGGUUAUCGUAUGUUUCGAAAUUGAAGCCGAGACUUUUGCAAACUAUUGAAGAGAGCGAUUUUUAUGAUGUUCGCGAGUUGAGUCAAUUCAAGAAUAUCUUGGGGGACUUUAUGCAAAUCAUGGACUCCAACGGGUACGACGUUACCGAGAUCUACGAGGUGAUGAUGGUGAUUUUCAGAAACAACUUUGCUCCGCUCAUUGUUCAAUCUUUUAAGAAAAAGUUUGUUGAGUCCUUGCAAUCGGAGCAUAACCAAGCAUUCAAGAGCGACCAAGAGGAGUAUGAAGGGGUGAUGAAGCAUAUUUUUUACGACCAGAAUGCGCCAUUUGUGAGAGCAAACGUGAAGCUGUUCCCAGUGAAUUUCCCCUUUAGCGAAGAUUUUGUCAAGUUUUGUAUAUUUGUGCGCAGCAUGAUCAAGCUGGUUUUGGACUUUAUCAGAGAGUUUUACAAUUACGAAGUCAAUGAAAUCAACAACAUUAUAUUGAAUGACAUCGUCGAGGCAUUUUUGAGCGACAGGAAAGGAGUCGGUAUCGCAUGGGAGAUUGAGGAUUUCAUCACCAGAAACGCCGAUAACAAGGAAAUCAUUGCUCAGAGCUUUGUAAACUUGGAAUACUACACUCUAAGUUUGUACAAGAUUGGGGUGUUUUUGAACGAGCGGUUGCGAAGGGAAACCGGGAUGGGGAUACACAACAUUGACACCAACGAUGCGUUCACUUUGGUUGCUGUGGGCACGUUUGUCCGACUCAAGAAAUUUUCGGAGGACACAGUUUACAAGAUGAUUGAUUCAAAGAUUACCCAAUUGUUGAGUAUUGUUGAGUACAACGACUACUUACCGGUGGAAAGAAACACUGAGGCCAAUUUUGCAGUCAAGGAUUUCGCGCUAUUCUUGGAGAAUUUGUUCACGUCCAUCUUUGAGAAUUUCCCGUCCCUGUUGAGAACGCUUGGCUUAUUCCGGAGCUAUGAUUUUGUCUCGCAGCAUUUUUUGGCCGUUUUGAAAAACGCCGACCAGUACAACGAGGUUUUCAUUGACAACUUUGAUCUCGAUAUACAGCACUUGGAAAAGUCCAUCAAAAAGUUAAACUCAACAGCAACCGCCGAGGAUCAGGACUCUACGCAAGGGGCCGUCUCGAUCGAAUCUACAUUUACAGAAUUGAGACAAACUGUCGAUCUAUUAAAGUCUAACAACUACGACGAAUAUGCAACCAAUUCUUCUUUCCGAACGAGACACUACAACAGCGUCAAGUUUGAAGAUGGAAUGAAAUACAUCAAAAAAAUGCACGGAGCUGGCUCUCUUGCGACCUCACCACAAAUUGCGCACCAGCUGCAGUUUCAACGAAGCGGCACCAUCAAGUCCAUCUCGCAGUCUAUAUCUGGAUCAAACUUUGCCCACAUUUUACAAGGUAAGCAGCAUGAAGACGCCAACACCAACACCAACACCAACACCUUGCCCAGUAAGCAGUAUGAAGAAGCCAAUAAUUCCAACGAAAGUUUGCAGAGCACCCCGACAAGCUCUAAAUUUGCAUCUAUUGCUGAUAGAUUCAAGUUGGCCAAUACCUCUCGAUAG